Messenger RNA from Salvelinus sp. IW2-2015, 1701 nucleotides. The record is from RefSeq and is a predicted model, not a curated record. Lineage: Eukaryota; Metazoa; Chordata; Actinopteri; Salmoniformes; Salmonidae.
AUGUCUCAGGGCAAAGCCUUACCCAUUCCCAUCCGGGCCAAGGCCCCGGCACUACAGCAACAUACAUUGUUCUCAGGAGACCGAUCAGUGUUUUAUAGAGCGAACACGUGUGACCAGCUGGGGUCAGGCUUCUACUUCAUCGCCCUGGAACACUACACCAACGAGGCAGAGGAUGCCAAGUUUAGAACAACUCCCUGCACCUCUGAAGAGGAGGUUUCCCCUGAGCAGCAGCACUGUGAGCAGGAGUGGAGCCCCAGGCUGGGGCAAGAGGACCCAGAGCCCACACAGAUUAAAGAGGAACAGGAGGAACUCAGGACCAGUCAGGCGGAUGAGCAGCUUCAAGGGCUCACUCCUUUAUGUGUGAAAAGUGAAUGUGAUCAGGAAGACCCACUUCGGUCCUUGACUCUUCCCCAAACUCAGACUGUGGAGCACAGAGAAAAGGACCCUAAACCAAUGGAUCUCACACCUUUUGGCACUGUGACCCAGCUCAAGGGUUUUGACAUUCCCUGUGUCCCUCCAGAUAAUCAAACCAAUGCCUACAGCCACAGCUCAGCCAUGAGCAGCCACCCAGUAGGACUUGACAGCAGGCCACCACUGGAUCCCAACCCAACAUCAGAUCUCAACCGAUCAAUGGGGAAACACGGUUCCAAACCCAGCAUCAUGUCUAGAAAGACUCACCGCUGCUGUGACUGUGGUGAAACUUUUCCUCUGAAGGCUGAUCAUCAGAGGCAUGUGACUCAGGCCAAAAAGAGACUCAGUGAAUGCUGCUUCUGCAAAAAUCGCUGUAACUCCAACUGUAAACUGAAGGCCCAUGUCCAACUCGGUCACGGUGGGAAACCCUGCACCUGCCCUGUUUGUGGCAAGAUCAUCAAAUACAAAGGAGAUCUGUCCAAGCAUUUGAGGAUUCACAAAGGUGAGAAACCAUUUAGCUGUGGUGACUGUAGGAAAAGCUUUAAUCGCAAGGAGACGCUAACCAGGCAUACAUUGAUCCACACCGGAGAAAAACCUUUUAGCUGUGGUGACUGUGGCAAAAGCUUCAGUCUCAAGAAUAACCUAAUCAAACAUAAAGUCACUCACACAGGAGAGAAAUCAUUUAGCUGUGGUGACUGUGGGAAAAGUUUCAAUCAGAAGGGGCAUCUGAACGUGCACGUACUGACUCACACAGGAGAGAAACCAUUUAGUUGUGGUGACUGCGGGAAAGUUUUCAAGCAGAAGGUGCACCUGAACUUGCAUAUACUGGCUCACACUGGAGAGAAACCAUUUAGCUGUAAUGUUUGCGAUAAAACCUUCAGAUACAAGGGUACCCUAACCGAACAUAUACGGACUCACACAGGAGAGAAACCAUUUAACUGUGGUGACUGUGGAAAAAGCUUCAUUCAAAAAUGGAACCUAACUGAACAUAUAAGGACUCACACAGGAGAGAAACCAUUUAGCUGUAGGGACUGUGGCAAAAGUUUCAGUCGCAAGCAGACUCUGACCGAGCAUAUACUGACUCACACAGGAGGUAAACAACAUGACUGCUCAGUCUGUGGUAAAAGUUUCACUCAUAAGACUAAUCUGCUGAGGCAUGUGGAUAAAAUCCAUAAAGAAAGAUAUCAGGAAAAAAGCUGAUAGAAGAAAUUACAUUUGGACAAAGAGGAUCUACAGUCAGAUGAUUGGAAUACAAAUGCAGCAUGUGGACAACACUCUUAGGAAAUGAAA